GGCGGCGGCGGCCGGCGUGCGGGAGCCGGCUCGGAGCGCGGGGCUGGGGUGCGGGGCGCGGGGCGGCGGGCUGAGGAAGGGGGGGCGGCUCGGCAGCUGUCGGGUCUCGCCGGCCCGCGUCUCGGGCGCUGCGGAUUUCGCAGCCUGACCGGCGGGCCGGGAAGGAAUUCGAGGCAUUCGCUUUGUUUAAGUUGCCCGUAGACAGUCCUGAGGACUAAUUAAUGGUGGAAUCUGCAGGGGGACACGCGGGCGAGCCCCCCGCCCCCCGCCGCCGCCGCCGCCUCGAACUUUCCGCAGCGCCGCCGGCCGCCCUGCGCACCCCGCCCCGCCGCCGGGCGGGUGAGGGAGCCAUGGCUUCCCGAAGCGCAGGAAUGAAGUGCGGUUUUUCAGGGGCCGGUGGCCUUUGGCUGCCGAGGCCUGGCGUGCGGGGAAACCGGAGUCCCGGCGGGUUGUCGGGCUGGGCUGUGCCGCCCGGUGCAGACCUCGGAGCGGCCUGCGGUUUGUGUUAAUUACCUCGGAGGAGGCUCUGCGAGCCUGGAAAGACCGCGUUGCUCCGGAGCAUCUGUUUCUUCAUCACGUCAGCCCCUUUCCUAACGCCGCGGAGCUUGUCGUGGCUUGUUUCGGAAAUGCCGAGGCCAGUGCUCACACUGCAGGGUGGGAGAAGGGGAGAGCGAGUGGGCACUCCUGACCGCCCCCCCCCCCCCAUCUCUGCAGUGCUUUUUUGCGGAAGGCCGGACGGAGACUGCUUGCAGAUUUUCGGUCGCACCUUCACUGACUUGGGAAUGACCUUGGGGAAAGGAUUGUGUUUCGGAGCGCCUCGUGGUGGCUUAUCUGUAGAUUGAGGAGAGAAUACUCUGGACUGCCCUGCCUUUUUGGGUUAUUGUGUGUGUGUGGGGGGGGGUGGUGGAGUUUGUUCAGGAUAUUUCUUUUACCUACUGCUGUGGUUCUGGCCUAAGCUACUGGACCGGUGACUGAGCCGGGAAGAAUUCAGAUCACCUAGGAAGAUUUAACCACUCCAGAUUAAGGGAGGGAGGGGUUUGGAUUUUUUAGGAGGAUAUUUCCUGUCAGAGAAUCUGUACAGUAUGUUCCAGAUUGCCUUCUGUCACUUUGUGUGCCUCUGUGGUGGCAUUCGUGUGGUUAAAUUGAAUAACUCCAUAGAAAAUUCUUCUCUUGUUAGAAAUAAUUGUUUUGCUCAGAAUUCCCCGUGGGACAGAUUAAGGUUUUGCUCAGUUUACUCAGAAGAAUUUUCCAGGUUUCUAAAAUUAAAUCACUUUUCUAAACAUAGUAACUCAGAUUGAAAAACUGGAAAUAGUGGAACGUGGAGGGAAUGGAUUGGAGUAUGAAUGAGGCAGCAGUUAGAGAUUCAGUGUUGAGGAGCAGUUAAUAAUAUGGGUUGUUAAUUAGGCUUCUUUGAUUACUUUUUUAUUUUAGUAAUUUGAUACCAAGAGAGAACCAUUGUUGAAUUGCCUACGGUCCACCCAAUACUGCUAGGCGGUGGAUGCUUGCUAUAUAUCUCAUGCUGGCCUUCAACUCAGUAGGUAGGUUAGACUGGACUCAAAACUUGUGAUCCUCCAACCUCAGCCUCCUAGGUUUAAAAUGCUGUGGUUACAGGUCAGAGACAACUGCUAUAGAAAGAUAGUGACUGUUUCUAAGACAACAAACAUUGGGGGACCAGGUUGAAGGACUGACAGAGAGCGUCCAACCACCUAAAUGACUGAUAAUGGUCUCCAGUUGUCAAAGAAGCUUGUGGAUGCUAGGAGAAAGGUAACUGUUUCUCAGCCCUCAAGUGUGCCUGGAUUCCCCCUGGAGCCCGCAGUGGCUGGUAGUAGACAUGGCGGAGUUUGCGAGCUACAAGGAUUCUGCUUCCAGCCGCCAUUUGCGGUUUAAGUUACAAAGCCUAAGCCGCCGCCUGGAUGAGUUGGAAGAAGCCACCAAAAACCUCCAGAAAGCGGAGGAUGAGCUUCUGGACCUCCAGGACAAGGUGAUCCAGGCGGAAGGCAGCAACUCCAGCAUGCUGGCUGAGAUCGAGGUCCUGCGCCAGCGCGUGCUGAAGAUCGAAGGGAAAGAUGAGGAGAUCAAGAGAGCAGAGGACCUGUGCCAUGUGAUGAAGGAGAAGCUGGAGGAGGAGGAGAACCUCACCCGGGAGCUGAAAGCUGAGAUUGAGCGGCUGCAGAAACGAAUGGCCGAGUUGGAGAAGCUGGAGGAGGCCUUCAGCAGGAGCAAGAAUGACUGCACCCAGCUUUGUCUGAGCCUCAACGAGGAGAGAAACCUGACCAAGAAAAUCUCCUCGGAGCUGGAAAUGCUCAGAGUCAAGGUGAAAGAACUGGAAUCUUCCGAGGACCGCCUGGCUAAAACUGAGCAGAGCUUGGUGUCAGAGUUAGAAAAACUGAAAUCGUUAACUCUGAACUUUGUAAGUGAGAGAAAGUACUUGAGUGAAAAAGAGAAAGAAAACGAGAGGUUGAUAAAAGAGCUCACUCAGAAACUGGAGCAGAAUAAGAAGCUGACCCGCGAGUACACGCGGAACGCCUCCCAUCUUCUCGACAGGAACGACCUGCGGAUCGAGGACGGCAUCGCGGCCGCUCUGGCCGGCAAGGAGUCCAGAAGGAAGGGCGCGCUCGACUACCUGAAGCAGGUGGAGAACGAAGCGAGAAACAAAACGGAAAACGAGAAGAACCGCAAUCAGGAAGACAACAAAGUCAAAGACCUGAACCAGGAGAUCGAGAAACUCAAGACCCAAAUGAAACAUUUUGAAUCUUUGGAGGAAGAGCUGAAGAAAAUGAGGGCCAGAAAUAAUGACCUUCAGGAUAAUUUCCUAAGUGAACAAAAUAAAAACAAGCUCUUAGCCAGCCAACUGGAAGAGAUAAAGCUCCAAAUCCAGAAGCAGAAGGAGUUAGAGAACGGGGAGGUGGAGGGGGAAGAGGCGUUCGUGGCCAGCAAAGGCCGGCACGAGAGGACGAAGCCGAGGGGCCCCCGGGGCGAGGCGCCCGCGCCCCGGCAUGUGGCUCGCGAGCUGUCCCCCCAGCACAAGCGGGAAAGGCUCCGAAACGACUUUGCCCUCAACAACGAAAACUACUCUUUGAGCAGCAGGCAGGCUUCCUCUCCCAGCCUGGCCAGCAGGAGGGCAGCCAAAGCUUCCAGCGCAGCGGCGGACAGCGGGACCUCGGAGACCAAGAGGCCCGAGGACCGGGGCGAGGGGAGGAAGGCCCGGGAGCAGCCGCCCGUGCUGAGCCGCUACCCGCCCGCCGCUCAGGAGCACGGGAAGGCUUGGAAGGGAACGUCCAAGCCAGGGACUGAAAGCGGAGCGAAGGGGAAAGUAGAGAAGGCAACGCGGACGUUCAGCGACUCCACUCAUGCAUCCGUUCCCAGUGACGCUUCCGGUAGAGCUGAGAAGGCCCCGGAUGCCGCGAGCGAGCACUUGGGCAAGAGGGCCCCGGCGCUGGGCAGCGGAAGCCAGGUGCCCCCGGCCUCAGGCACCGGCUGUGCCAAGACUGCCGGCGGGCUGGCCUCCUCGCGGAGAUCCUCCUCGGAAGGGCUGGCCAAGGGCAAAAAGGCUGCCAAUGGUCUGGAGGCGGAUGCUGGGUUCCCCAGUGCCAAAGCCCCCAUUUUAGCCAAGUACCCUUACACCUCCAGGAGCCAGGAGAGUGUCGUGCAGGGCCUCUUGGCCGCGCACAGGGACGGCACCGAGCAGCCGGUCGCCGGGGCAGAGGACGGCAGCGGCGAGCUCGAAGCUCUGCGGUGUCGCGUCGUCAAGUGCUGCGGCCGAGUGAAGCCAGACUCAGACGACGAUCUGGACACGACAUCUCUGGUCACCGCCAAGCUGGUCAAUACGACCAUCACUCCGGAGCCGGAGCCCAAACCCACGCCCACCUCCCGAGACAAGGCCAGAGCCCGCGGGGGCGCCAGGGCCCUGCUCUUUGAGAACGAACACAAUGCUGGGACAGAAAAUGAACCUGUGAAGCCCGUCAGGGCCUCCACCAAUGCCACGGAAUUCCCGGACACCAAUGGGGCCGGGGGCAAGAGCCAAAGGCCCUUUAGCCCCCGAGAGGCCUUGCGGUCCCAAGCGGUCAUCAAGCCCGUUAUCAUUGAUAAGGACGUGAAAAAGAUCAUGGGAGGAUCGGGAGCAGAGGCCGUGUUGGAGAAACAGAAACCCAACUCCAAGUCCGCGUCCAACACGGUGACCAGCAGCAUCACCAUUUACCCCUCCGACGGCAGCCCUCGGGCCGGCCCCGGGGAGGCACACCGGGACAGGCACACGGCCACCAGCAACAUCCAGCUGGGGCCCCCAGACCUGGCCUCCGGCAGCAACCACGUGAGCUCCCCAUUCGAGCUCUCCCUUCACAAACACGACCUCACCUUGCAGCUCGCCGAAGCCGAAAGAGCAGGAGAUGGCGCCGCAAAGACAAGGCCAGAAACGGUGGUGUCUCGGAGCAGCAUUCUGAUCAAGCCCUCGGAUCCGGUGGAGAGAAACAGCCAUAGCUCCCCUGCGGAGACAAUCAGGUGGAAAAGCCAUAGCGCCCCCUCGGAGGGGGGCUCCGCGGACACCAGGCACGUGACCGUGCGCAGUGCCUGGAAGAGCAAGCACGACCCCAAGUCCUCAGAAGAUGCCUCGCCUCGACGAGGGAGAAACAUGGAGUCUCCCAAUGCCUACACCCAGAGGUCGUCCACAGACUUCUCCGAACUGGAGCCGCCCCAGGCCGCCCUGUCCGAGCAGGGCUUGCGGAGGGUGGGAAACGCGGGCGAUGCCCUCGAGGUCUCCUCCAGAAGGACCCAGAGUAGCCUGACUGUGUCAGAGGUGCUCACCCGGCGGAACCGGGCUGGAGACGCAUUCACGGCCGGGGCCUGGAGCCACCUGGCAGGCAAGGAGGAAGGUGAGGAUUGCACGCUCGGUGUCUGCAGGCGAGCGCACAACUCCCGGGAGCAGCCCGAACUGCCUGGGAAGCAGGGGCUGCCUGAGCCCGGCCGCCCGCGGCCCGAGGAGCGACUGCGGCCAGCCAGGCCUUGCGCCGAGGAGAACUGAGGCUGCGCGCUGCCCUCGCUCCUGCUGCUCAGCUCUCCCGCCUUCUGCCCGGGGAAGGAUCGGGAGCAGUUCACCGGCCACACAGGGCCCUGGCUGGGAGACUGGGGGAAAGCUGGGCUGUGGCCCAGGUCGUUUGUGCCAUUUGUCUGGAGAGGAUGAGAGACUACAAACCGGACUCGCCAUGCCCAGCCUUCCCCAGUGCACGAGUCCCCCCGCCCGUCCCCAAGGAGCGUGGACCCCCGGCUCCACACGGAGCUGUAGAAACCCUCCACCGUGGAAGCGCCCAGGCCCCGGUCUGCUCCCUGGUGGCUUCUGCGUCAUGGAGCAGCCCGGGUGGCCCAGCAAUUCUGUCUCCUCCCCACAUCCACUUGCUCCUUGUUUGCCCCGGGGGUUCAGCUACCCGCUCCCAGUUCCCAGCCAUCCGCUCCAGAUAUGGGGCGUCCAUUCCUUCCCCCUUUAACUUCCUUUCCUCAGACUUGGAAAGCAGCAGGGGUCCGUGCUGCCAGGGUUUACAAGAGCACCCUUAGGUGGAAGCUCCUCAACCUCCGCCCCUGGGUGACCCGUGCUGGGGCCGGGG
Molecule: messenger RNA, 5594 nt
Organism: Perognathus longimembris pacificus (Pacific pocket mouse)
Lineage: Eukaryota; Metazoa; Chordata; Mammalia; Rodentia; Heteromyidae
Gene: Luzp1
Product: leucine zipper protein 1
Exons: 5
Coding region: 1832-5017 (1061 amino acids)
Source: RefSeq, a predicted model, not a curated record